GUGACAGCUGGGCUCGCAGCGCUCCGCUCCAGUCUGGUAAGAAGCUUCAUCUCCAAAUAGGAUGACCGUCGGCUUUUGUGGAGGGGACUGAAUUAUGCGCAGUAGCUAGUUCUGGAACACCCGGUUUGUUCAGUUUACGAGACAGGAGUUUGAAAUCCGAAACAUUGUUUUUUCUCUCUAGUGUGGAUUUCCAAUGGAUAUUCCGAUUUGAAGAGGUGUGAUUUGAGAGCGGCAUGUAACAAAAAGAAGCGCAUGAGAAAAGUAGCGCUCGUAUUGUUAUUCUGACCGAGCACCGUCUGAACCGCUUUGAGAGCCAUACCUCAUGGAUUACUAAAAGAUAUAGCUGUAAAAACUCCGAGGCAUAUCCAUUCAUGAGCUGAAGGUUGAGGUAAAUCUUUAGCACCAGCAGAGCACCAGGAGUAGCAGCAGCAGCAGCAGCAGUGUUGGUGCGACCAUGAGGUCAGAGGCCUUGUUACUCUACUUCACGCUACUGCAAUUAGCCGGGGCGGGCUUCCCCGAAGACAGCGAGCCUAUUAGCAUCUCACACGGCAACUACACAAAACAGUAUCCAGCGUUUGUUGGCCACAAACCUGGCAGGAACAACACGCAGCGGCACAAACUGGACAUCCAGCUGAUCAUGAUCAUGAACAGGACGUUAUACAUUGCUGCCAGGGAUCACAUAUACACGGUGGACACAGACACUUGCCAACAGUGAUGAGUCUUUUUCAGCAAGGUGAGUGAGACGUCUCUGCCUCUGAGGACUUGUUGUUCUCAGUGUGUCGUGGUUG
Molecule: messenger RNA, 788 nt
Organism: Gymnodraco acuticeps
Lineage: Eukaryota; Metazoa; Chordata; Actinopteri; Perciformes; Bathydraconidae
Product: semaphorin-6A-like
Exons: 4
Coding region: 455-715 (86 amino acids)
Molecular function (GO): protein binding
Source: RefSeq, a predicted model, not a curated record